AUGAACUCAUCUAUACUAUUUUCAAACAUACUCAAGCCAACAACAUUUAGAUACGUCCCAAGAAACAUAAUAUCUUCUUCCUCAAUAAUAUCGAGAAGACUGUAUCAUCCAAAAGUUAUUGAUCAUUACACUAAUCCAAGAAAUGUCGGUUCUCUGGAUAAGAAGGCCUCUAAUGUGGGAACCGGUAUAGUCGGUGCUCCUGCAUGCGGUGAUGUUAUAAAAUUACAAAUACAGGUGAAUGACGAAACCGGUGUUAUUGAAAAUGUUAAAUUUAAGACUUUUGGUUGCGGUUCCGCUAUCGCUUCUUCGUCUUAUAUGACUGAGUUGGUUCACGGUAUGAAGAUCGAAGAUGCUCAAAAGAUUAAGAACACAGAAAUCGCGAAAGAAUUGUCAUUGCCCCCAGUUAAACUGCAUUGCUCCAUGUUGGCUGAAGAUGCUAUAAAAGCCGCAAUCAAGGAUUAUAAGUCAAAGAGACACACUACUACUAAAUUAACUUAA
Messenger RNA from Arxiozyma heterogenica, 498 nucleotides. RefSeq names its product putative iron-binding protein ISU2 (gene ISU2). The record is from RefSeq and is a predicted model, not a curated record. The transcript has a single exon. The coding region runs from base 1 to 498 and encodes 165 amino acids. Gene Ontology annotation, biological process: iron-sulfur cluster assembly; intracellular iron ion homeostasis. Gene Ontology annotation, cellular component: mitochondrial matrix; cytoplasm. Lineage: Eukaryota; Fungi; Ascomycota; Saccharomycetes; Saccharomycetales; Saccharomycetaceae. Gene Ontology annotation, molecular function: 2 iron, 2 sulfur cluster binding; ferrous iron binding.